AUGCCGGCAAAGCAGGAGCUCGGACGCUCCGCGGCAGAGGUGGCUAUCACUUAUGACUUUGUCAAGGCAAAUGAAGAGUACCUCAAUGAAGGCCACAAGCCGGAGCCAUCUGAUCUGACCCGCGGUCCGCGUUCAUACACCGCGGUGAUCACCUGCAUCGACAGCCGUGCCACCCCGGAGCACUGGUACGACUUGAGGCCGAAUGAGGUCUGGUCACUUAGAAAUGGUGGUGGACGCGCAAACGACCCCGGGCUCCUCCGAUCCUUGAUGAUCCUCCAGGCGACCAGCGAGGUCAAAGAGAUCAGGGUCUUGCACCACAAAAAUUGUGGUUCACUAUACUACAACAACCAAUGGGUCCAUGACUUGGUUCAAAAGAAUUCACCGUCAAGAAGCGGGCAAUACAGCCCCUCUGCGUACCCUCACUGCCAGUCCAUGGGGACUUUGCCUUUCAUCCGUCGAGGUGACAAAGACGAGAAAGAGAUCAUCAUCGAUAGCAUCAAGCAAGAUGUGGAGUUUCUCAGGAGCCACCCACUGGUGAAAGAGCGUGUUAAGGUUACAGGGUUUUAUCAAGAUCUGAGUAAUGGACUGAUAUCUGAGGUAGAUGUUCCCUGA
Molecule: messenger RNA, 612 nt
Organism: Exophiala oligosperma
Lineage: Eukaryota; Fungi; Ascomycota; Eurotiomycetes; Chaetothyriales; Herpotrichiellaceae
Exons: 2
Coding region: 1-612 (203 amino acids)
Molecular function (GO): carbonate dehydratase activity; zinc ion binding
Source: RefSeq, a predicted model, not a curated record